Torulaspora globosa is the source of this 3486-nucleotide messenger RNA. RefSeq names its product transcription factor TFIIIC subunit TFC3 (gene TFC3). NCBI's taxonomy places the organism in Eukaryota, Fungi, Ascomycota, Saccharomycetes, Saccharomycetales, Saccharomycetaceae. Gene Ontology annotation, cellular component: transcription factor TFIIIC complex. Gene Ontology annotation, biological process: 5S class rRNA transcription by RNA polymerase III; transcription initiation at RNA polymerase III promoter. The record is from RefSeq and is a predicted model, not a curated record. Gene Ontology annotation, molecular function: DNA binding. The transcript has 2 exons. Bases 1 to 3486 code for a protein of 1161 amino acids.
AUGGCAGUGUAUCCUGAUGAGCUAGUCCAUCUUCUGCAGCAGGAUAUAGCGUAUAAUAAGGGAAAAAUUAACCUUCAUAAUUUGUGGGAUAUCGCUGACAAUUAUGUGGAUCUAAAGGAUAACAAAAUCAAGGAGUUUGUUUUCUCCUGUUUGGUGUCAUGUCCCCACGUCCUGCUCUAUUGUGGAGAUGAUGUAAUUGAGUUACCAUACUCAGCUAUCGUGUCUAAAGAAACAGAUUUCUCUAUCGCCAUUACUGAGGAUAAGCUCUGGACCAUUUUAACUGGCUACACUAAAAAGGAAUCCAAUAUUGGCGGCCAUGCAUUCGAACUGCUUCUUGAGAUAGCGAGAUCGAAAGAUCAUGGCAUCAAUACAAAAGAUCUGGCAGUUGCAACGGGUCAGGAUCCCAGGAGCAUAACAGGCCGUGUAAAAAAGUUGUCCCAUUUGGUUUCUGCUGUCCAGAUGCUUUACAAGGGGCAUGUCGUAAAGUUGUUGAAACUACGAAAAUUCGCAAAAAGCGGUAGUGCUGUCAAACAAUACAUCAAUAUGAGAGACCAUCUAAAGGAUAUCGUCCAGGUAGUGAAGAAGUCGAAGAACUGUGUUCGACAGAUCAUCGAUUUGAAAAGGGAAUUUCAGUUUGAUCAAGAUAAAAGGUUAUCAAAAUCUUUCAUUGCCGCUAUCAGCUGGCUGGAUGAAAAUGGGUAUCUAAAAAAAGUUUUGGUGGUUUCACCAACGAAUCCCUCCGUGAGGAUACGGUGUGUUCAAUAUUUGCGCGACUAUCUUCCAGAGGAGAAAUCCGUCAACGAUUUCGAAAACGAAAUUGACAGUAGUGACGAUGAGCCUGCUGCUGACGAGAAGGGAGGUCUGGAUGAGGAGGACGCUUAUGAAAAUCUCGAUACAGUCAAUGCUACCAGCUUGCUCCAGGAGCAGAAUUUAAUUGUGGAAGAGCAAACCGUUCCACCUCUUUCGAAUAUCCUGGUCAAUCGCUUUUACCCGAUGCAAAACCAGGCCUAUAGCUUGGCGGACGAAUCAGGUUUGGCUGGUAUUUCGACCAUGCAAAUGGUCAGCAGGCUGACAGGCAAGGAUUAUAAGAGAGCAUUCACGAAGGUUAGUGAGUAUUACGUGGAGAAUGCAGGCAGUAAAGGAAAGCGAACGAAGUACUGUAGUCUAGUGAAGGCCUAUGAUUUUGAAGGCAAGAAGAAAUUUUAUCGUUUUUUCACAGAAGCGAAUUUCUUAAAACUGAUGGAUGUGCAACAAAUUAAUGGUGAGAAGAGCUUCCAACAGAUAGCCUCUGCUCGGAAAAGCAUCGCUUCUAUGAAUAGUGAGCACUUUGUUCCUUUGAAUAACACGUUGCGAUUUUUGAGAGAUGGUGAUCAGGAGCGUUUUUUUUGGAAUGGUGAACUCAAAGUUGCAGCAAAUCCAAAUGCGCCAAUACGCGGACGUAAAAGAAAGCAACAGGAAUUAAUUGGAAAUGAAACCAUUGAAGAUAGGCCUAAAUCUGAAGCCAAAAUAGCAAAGUCCGAUCGGUUAUCGGACGGGCUCCAGGAAAUCAAUGAUUAUAAUGGCAGUAUGACGACUGACCGUCGGUUGGAGAAAGCUCAUGAGAACACCAAGGUAAUUAGUCAUGGGGGGUUUUCUGCCAAAUCCCUGCGGUCAUUGUGGCGGCAGCGCGCCAUAAUUGAAGUGGUAAGGAGAGCAGGUGGCGUUACGUACUUACGAGAACAAUUUUUCGAAGAUGUUUCUCACUUUAUGGGAUCUCAGACAAUGAUUGACAAGAAAACUAUCCGUGGCGAUGUAACUCUGAUGAUCAAAUGCGAUAAACUAAGGGACCGGAUAGAACCCAACAGCGGGCGACGCAUAAUUUUCCUGCCUGGCGUCGAGAGUGAAGUCAUCUCCAACUAUGUUUUAAAGGAGAAGGAUAACAAGAAGGCUGUUUUCAAGGAUGUAAUUCACGAUGCUGACCUGUACUUUUUUGAUCAAACCGAAAAGAAUAAGUUUCACAGAGGUAUCAAGUCAGCACGGCGUGUGCGCGACUUCCAGAACAGUUCGAAAGCUCAAAAAAAGUCGUCUGCAGCUGAUAAGACCAUUAAAAUGCGACCACGAGCUGAGAAUGAACCUGAGAUAGCAAAGCGAUCGAUGGAUACUCAGGAAAAAACUGCUAAGAAAAGCAAAGGAAAGGCUUCCCACGGUAAACUCGAUACCUUGAGCAGCAGUGGUCUAUAUCACAUUGGGAAAAAAAAUGGUGCUAAAGCUUUGGUGAUGGCGGUUGUCAUAUCCAAAAGUAUAAAGAAUGAGAUCUUAUGGGAUAAGAUAACGGCUUUGUUUCCUCAUAAUUCGGUGGAUAACUUGAAGAAACAGUGGACCGCGCGCAGAGUUAAGAUGGGACACAACGGAUGGAGAGCCCACGUAGAUAAAUGGCACAAGAUUUUACUUGACGCCAUCAAGAACGAAGAAGCAAGUUUGGAAGAUGCGGAAACUUUGGAUUUACUGAAGUUAGUCAGGUUAUGGAUGGCUUCCGAUAACCAUCGAAACAAAAGAUUUGUGUCCUUAUAUCGAGAUUACGCUGAAAAUAGAAGAUGUUUUACCUUUGUGAAAGAAAACAGUCGUAGACAAUCAAAGAUGGGAGUCGCAAUGUCUUCGAUGGUUCAAAGAGAGACAUUUUUGCUCAAAAAAGUCUAUUCGUUGGAUGUAGCGGAGGAAAGCCCUACAAAGGAGUCAGAUAGUGAAGAUGAAGCGAGAGCCAUUAUUCAAUCUGUGCUUUACGACAGUCCGACAUUAGCCAAAGAACAGUUGUCAGCCCUCAGAACCGUUAGCAAAGAAACUCUCGAUAAAGUCAUAAUGGAUCUGGCGAAAGAAAAGCAAGUAUACUUCGUGGGAUCAAAGCUUGAGGCUACUGGGCUCCUUCAAGAAUAUUUGGGUAUUGAGGGGAAUUUCAUAAACAUGGAGAGGUCAGAGAAAUAUCGCAGGAAAAUGAGCGAGAUGUUUGAUGCACGCUGCGGAAUUUUGAUAAGCGGUGAAGUUCCGGACUUUGCCUCGUGGGUUAUUAUUGGCUUGAUUGCUGAAAAGCAGGUAGAGCUUAAUGCGCUAAUGAAUACAAAAGAUGCCACUCCUUUCAGCUACACGACGAGAAGAUUCGGAGUAAGUGCUCUUACCCCACCACUUAUCCUAUCUCCUACGUCGAAGUAUGAAUCUUACAAAGAAAGUAGUCAUAUACCAAUUCCUAUAGGGGCUGGCAACGGUAGGCUUUGGAUCAACUCUGUGGGUUCCAUAAGAGAUUCUGUCUGGAAAGCACUGGUUACGAUGGUCCUGAAACGUAUCGUAUUCAAUCCUGGAAUUGACCCCAAACAGUUAAUUUUCAGCUGCAAUGGUAUUCUGUCGCUAAGAGAGAUGUCAGAAAUCUGUGAUUGGUUAUGCCGUAAGGAAUUGAUCUAUGAAAUGCCUUGUGCCGGCUAUGGGGCAUCCAGCGGCUGGUAUCGAUUAUUUACUUAG